AUGUCGAACGUUGAACUCUGGGACAUAAGGAAUUUCGGUCAAGGACCUCAAGGAAUGAACCUUGUGGAGAUCUACACGCCCAAUCUCAAUGGAUCAGGGCGUUGGAAGCGUUUCGACUACGAGAUUGUCGAGGACAUGCCACUCCCGGUUGUGUUCAUGUCAAUCCAAGAGCGUAACACAUUCGUCCGGCUUCAUCUAGAGGCCAGCCUUUUGCGAUAUGAGCAUCCGGAAAUUGACAUUGAUCAAAUGCGCCAAUUUUUCUCCAAUUGCCCUCCACCGAAGAGAGUAGGAGCUGGACGAAGGAUGUAUGUCUCUGUAAGCUCGGAGCUACUGCGAGUGAUUUUCUCCCAAGAAUUUGUAGAACAGAAGGAGCGCGAAAUUCGAGAGGAGCGUGAGAGAUUUCUUCAUGAACUUGCAGAGGCAGGCGAAGAAAUUGUGUUCAGUGACGGAGACGAUUCCGGACACGAGGACUACUGA
This is a messenger RNA of Oikopleura dioica, 477 nucleotides long. Lineage: Eukaryota; Metazoa; Chordata; Appendicularia; Copelata; Oikopleuridae. The record is from the annotation of a GenBank genome assembly.